Messenger RNA from Agelaius phoeniceus (red-winged blackbird), 3018 nucleotides. The record is from RefSeq and is a predicted model, not a curated record. Lineage: Eukaryota; Metazoa; Chordata; Aves; Passeriformes; Icteridae.
AUGAAUAAGGACAAGAUUGCUCAGAUGGUGAAGGUCUGCAUGGAGAGCUCACCUUACUUCCAGCUGGCCUGCCCCAGUGAUGUGUACCACAUCGUGCCACCAGGCGCCUCUGGCCCUGUGCGCAUCCGCUUCAGCCCCGACGAGAACAAGGAUUAUUCCCAUGAGCUCACCUGUAUCAUGGCAAAGGAGAAGAUCGUUGUGCCAAUUCGGGCCAUCGGUGCCCGAGCCAUCCUGGACUUCCCUGCCCAGGUGGACUUCUCCGAGUGUCCGGUCAAGCACAGCACCCAGAAGACUCUGCUGGUUCGCAAUGUCGGUAACCGGACAGCUCAUUACCAGCUGAGCACCCAGAGUCCUUUCUCCGUGGUGCCGACCGCAGGAACUCUGGCUGCUGGGGACACCAUGCAGGUGACAGUGACAUUUCAUGCGCUGACCAACGGGGACCAUUUUGGGUCCCUGUGCUGCAACACAGGUGAAGAGAGUAUCCACACAAAGCUCCAUGGAGAAGCUGUAGAUGUUGAUGUUGUGUUGAGCACAAAUUCCGUGGAGGCUGGCAAGACCUUCAUCACCAUGGCAUACCAGACAACCGUGUUCCUGGAAAACAGGAGUAACAUCACAGCCCACUUCCAGUGGAAGGCUUUGCCUUCUGAGGAAGAUGACUAUGAAGAGAAGAGGAGGCAGUGUCGUUUGCUGCACCCAUCGGGUGAGGAGUGGCUGGAAAACUUCACGGAGGAGAAAGAAGUAGAGAAGGUGCAGGGCUUUUCUGAAGAUCACACUGCCCUCCUGAGAAGCAGGGUCCAGGAGAAGAAGGCAAAGGUGCAAGAUGACCCCCUGCUGUUCGCCAGUGACAUUUUUUUCAUUGAGCCAUUGGAGGGAGAAAUUGGGCCAAAUUGUUCGGCUGAAAUCACGGUGACCUUCAAAGCCCUGGAAGCACUGGAGUAUCAAAGUGUGGCUUACUGCCAUGUCUCAGGCCGUGAGAUCAGGCUGCCCCUGUGCCUCAGAGGGGAAGGCCAAGGACCCCUGGUUGAACUCAGCUCUCCUACGCUGAACCUUGGGAAUGUUUUUGUCUACACCCCCUAUGUCUAUGAGGUGGAACUGAUUAACCAAGGAGCUCUUGAUGCUCCCUUCACCUAUAUCCCUUCAACCACAAAUGUGGACUUCUGCUUCACGGUUGAGCCCGAGCAGGGCAUGAUUGCACCAGGUGGGACCCAGACUGUUCAGAUCUCCUUCCAUACCACCGUGCUGGGGAGCUUUGAGGAAAAAUUCCAGUUCAGUGUGGCUGGAUCUCCUACACCUGUGAUCCUGACCAUCAGGGGCAGCGUCACUGGACCGAAUUUACACUUCGACCUCCCUGAGCUCGACUUCGGGGACAUCUCCUUUGGCUUUCCCUAUACCCAGAGAUGUCGCCUCACCAACUGCUCCAUGGUGCCCGUGACAUUCAAGCUCCGCAUGUCGGACGAUGGCACGCAGCCGGCUGUUGACAGCCUUGAUCAAAUACGCAAAGAAGGUGACCCAUCCUGGAGGAAGGGAAUUCAUUUCUAUGUGGAGCCAAGGGAGUUCACAAUGAAUCCCAGCCAAGGAACCAUCCUCCCCCAGGGACACCAGGACAUUGAGGUGACCCUGUGUUCCAACACCGUGAUGGAAUUCUACAGGAGAUUGCUGGUGGACCUGGAGGGUUUUGGUGAGGGAGUGGCAUCAGUGGUCAUCACAGCCAGAUGUCUCGUUCCUGAGCUCCAAGUGUCCUCCCCAGUCCUGAUGUACGAUGAGUGCCACCUGAAGGUGCCGUAUGAGAGGAAGAUCCUCAUUAGGAAUCCCAGCCACCUUCCUGGCUGCUACGGGCUCAUUCCCCAGCCCCAGAGCACAGCAGAGAUCCCAGUUGUGGUGGAAGUGCAGGCCCUGGGCACUCAUCGCACCAACGUUGCCAUCGGCGUGUUCGGGGAUGAGAGAAACCCACUGGCUUUCAGUAUCCUGCCAGUGCCAGGUGUGCUGCAGCCAGGAGAGAGCCAGCAGGUCUCCUCCACCUUCUCUGGCCACCUCAGCAGCACCUGCAGUGUCCCGGAGCUGUGCCACGUGGAGGGAGGCCCCAGCUACGAGGGGCUGGUGCCCGGGGAGGCCUCACGUGUCAGCUCCUCCCUGAGCCCCCGGGAGAUCAACUGUGGCUCUCAGGCCCCUCUGAGGGAGAGAAGGGAGCUGAAGCAGUCAGCUAAAAAGCUUGAGGAGGAGGCAAAAGCCUUAGAGGAGGAAGAGAGGCGGAAGGAUGAAGAGAGGCAGAAGAAGGAAAAGAAGGGUGUCUCUGUGGGAAAGCAACCUGCAAAACCAGAGAAGGGGAAAGCCAAGACCCCAGAGAAGAAGGAAACCAAAAUCCCAAAAAAGGAAACCAAAUCCCCAGAGAGGAAGAAAACCAAAAUCCCAGAGAAGAAGGAAACCAAAAUCCCAGAGAAGAAAGAAACCAAAAUCCCAGAGAAGAAGAAAACCAAGGCUCCAGAGAAGAAGGAAACCAAAGCAUCAGAGAAGAAGGAACCCAAAAUCUCAGAGAAGGAAACCAAAAUCUCAGAGAAGAAGGAAAGCAAAGCAUCAGAAAGGAAGAAAGGCAAAGCAUCAGAAAGGAAGGAAACCAAUGCAUCAGAGAGGAAGGAAACCAAAAUCCCAGAGAAGAAGGAAACCAAAAUCCCAGAGAAGAAGGAAAGCAAAGCAUCAGGGAGGAAGGACACCAAAGCCCCAGAGAGGAAGGAAAGCAAAAUCCCACAGAAGAAGGCAGCCAAAACCUCAGAGAAGAAGGAACCCAAAGCCCCAAAGAAGAGGGAACCCAAAGCCCCAAAGAAGGAGGAACCCAAAGCCUCAAAGAAGGGGGGAACUGAAAUCCCAGAGGACCCAGCUGAGCUGGAGAACUCUUUAUUCUUUAUUCAUGCAACUCAUUUUACACAGUUUGAAAAGCCUUGUGUGCAACUUUAGUUAGUUCAGAGAUUUCUUAUCAGUUAUUCUAUUAUUGGUUAAUAAAAUAGAUUUUACUUGUGCAUCAAA